GCCCCUCUUCUCUUCUUUCAAGUCAAAAGCAAUGCUCUGCUCCCGCCUCCCAAGAUCACCCUCCUCCUCCUUAGGAAUAGGAAUAGGAGGAUUAAUAUUCUUAUCCAAAUACAGAUGCAAGCGGUUGAUAUCUACGACAGCAGCUCCAGACCUGGUUUGUUUGCUAAAGCGGUGCUCUGACCUCAACCACAUAUUCCAAACCCACGGCUACAUGGUUCUCAGAGGCCUUGACCAGGACAACCUCCUCCUCAGCCGAUUCAUUUCCGCCACAUCCUCUUUGGGCUUCUCCGAUUACGCUUAUUCAGUCUUCACCCACAAAACACAACCUGACAUAUAUCUCUAUAACACCAUGAUCAAGGCUCUCUCUCAGAGUCACACUCACUCUGCUAAAGAGGCCAUCUUUCUCUAUAACAGAAUUCGAUUCGCCGGCUUACGACCCGACACUUACUCUUUCCCUUUUGUACUCAAGGCCGUUGUUCGACUAUCCGCGGUUAAAUUCGGAACUGUUAUUCACUCUCAAACUAUAGCCACUGGGUUGGACUCCCAUGUUAAUGUGGUCAUCGCUCUGACUCAAAUGUAUUCCUCCUGUGGAUGUGUUCCCGACGCCCGUAGACUGUUCGACGGGGUGAGAUUUAGAGAUGUCGCCCUGUGGAAUGCAAUGGUUGCAGGUUAUGCCAAGCUUGGUGAUCUAGACACUGCGCGGGAGUUGUUCGACCGCAUGCCUGAAAGGGAUGUGAUUUCUUGGACUGCCGUCAUUGCUGGGUAUGCUCAGAUGUCCCUGCCUGACGAAGCCAUCUCGCUCUUCCGCAGAAUGCAACUUGAGGAUGUGGAGCCUGAUGAAAUCGCAAUGUUGGCUGUACUCUCUGCAUGUGCCCAGUUGGGGGCCCUCGAGCUAGGGGAAUGGAUUCAUAACUACAUAGAAAAACACGGGUUAUACAAGAUUAUUCCUCUUAACAAUGCACUCAUUGACAUGUACGCAAAAUCGGGCAACAUUACGAAAGCACUAGAUGUUUUUCAAAGUAUGAAGCAUACAAGUGUCGUAACUUGGACAACGAUUAUUGCUGGACUGGCUCUGCAUGGACUUGGAACAGAAGCUCUUGAUAUGUUUUCUCGCAUGGAAAGGGCUAGAGUUAAGCCAAAUGAAAUCACUUUCAUCGCCAUCCUUUCUGCUUGCAGCCAUGCUGGAUUGGUCGAAGUGGGGCGCUGGUAUUUCAACGACAUGAGAUCAAGGUAUGGCGUUGAACCACAAAUUGAACACUAUGGCUGCAUGAUCGAUUUACUAGGUCGAGCCGGUUACCUCCAAGAGGCGCGAGAACUAGUUAGGCAGAUGCCAUUUGAACCAAAUGCUGCUAUAUGGGGCUCUCUUCUUGCUGCCUCUAACAUUCACGGUGCUGCCGAUCUUGGAGAGCAUGCUUUGCGGCAUCUAUUAAAUUUGGAGCCGCAUAACAGUGGAAACUAUGCACUUUUAUCUAACAUAUAUGCUGCUCUUGGUCGGUGGAAUGACUCUGGGAUGGUAAGGAAGGUGAUGAGAGACACGGAUGUAAAGAAGAUGCCAGGUGGGAGUUUCAUUGAAGUGAACAAUAGGGUUCAUGAAUUCAUUGCAGGAGAUAAAUCACAUCCGCAGUUCGAUAGGUUAUAUGAAGUUCUAUGUACGAUAAAUGGACAUUCGAAGAUGGUUGGGCAUGUGCAAAAAAGUUGGGAGCCAUUUUCAUAUUGUAAGAUGUACUACGUGACGUUCUAGACAUCGUGGUCAUGAAGAAAGCUUCAGUGCAUCAGCAUGUUUUUGCCAGCCAUUUCAUCAACAAAGCAGAUUUAUCAUUGCAUCUUCCCUCUCGUUCCUUUUUUCCUGCUUUUGAAAAUUUCACCUCAGUGGUCAUAUCAAGUUGCACAAGAUCAAAAUGGAUAUAAGACGAAGCAACAUUAAGCAUCAGCCACCAUGAAGCUUGGAAAUGGCAAUUCUAGCCAAUAACCAGGUAAUGCACCCUACUUAUUAGUUCUUGGUGGAAAUGUCUUUAUUAUCAUUUUGUUUUUUUUGGGCGCUGAGUACUGUCAUUGAAUUGUGAUUACUCACAGCCGUAUUGGAUGUUAUUUGAUGCACCAAAAUGCUUAUUCAUAGGUUAUAAUCUAUUAAAUUGUU
This is a messenger RNA of Corylus avellana, 2137 nucleotides long. Its product is annotated as Pentatricopeptide repeat (PPR) superfamily protein. Gene Ontology annotation, biological process: RNA modification. Lineage: Eukaryota; Viridiplantae; Streptophyta; Magnoliopsida; Fagales; Betulaceae. Gene Ontology annotation, molecular function: RNA binding; protein binding. The record is from RefSeq and is a predicted model, not a curated record.